Molecule: messenger RNA, 1665 nt
Organism: Penicillium brevicompactum
Lineage: Eukaryota; Fungi; Ascomycota; Eurotiomycetes; Eurotiales; Aspergillaceae
Exons: 3
Coding region: 1-1665 (554 amino acids)
Biological process (GO): transmembrane transport
Molecular function (GO): transmembrane transporter activity
Source: RefSeq, a predicted model, not a curated record
AUGGGACGCCAUUCAACAACAUCCGAAAUCUUCGACAAUGAGUCUAAAAUCGACUUCGGCGUGCCCAACAAGACUGUUCAGAAUGUGACUUCCCAUCCAGCAGGCUUGGGCCUUGGAAGUUCAGUCCAACUUUUUGAUAACGAAGCUACAAUCGUGGAAGAGCAGCGUAUAUUCGGGAUCCAGCAGACGCUUGUAUUCAUAUGCAUCAUUAUAUUGACGGUCAUGGACUCUUUGAAUGCGACUAUCUUGAUGCCCGGUAUAUCUCACCUAGCGAACACUUUCGGCACAUCUCUGGCGAGUACCUUUUGGGCCACGACAACCUAUCUUCUGUUCGGCGCAGCAAGCCACCUGUACUUCGCUAUGUUGAGCGAAGUCUUUGGACACGGUCCAAUAUGGAUAAUAGCGGCGCUACUGGCAACAAUCGGAACAGGAGUUUGCUGCGGCUCUUUGAGUCUUGCCGAAUUGGUGGUGGGUCGCAUGAUUCAAGGCAUUGGUGGCGGAGGUGCAAUGAGCCUUUGCUUCGUGGCAAUGAGAGAGUCCGCGCCAGAGGCGAUUCAUUCGCGUUAUUCCUGCUACAUCUUACUCAUGCGCAUGGCUGGUGCAAUUUUGGGCCUGGUCGCCGGCGGUCUAUUUAUUGACCAUGGAAAUUGGACAUGGGCAUUCUACUUCAAUUUCGUCUUUUGCGCUCUUGGCCUCCUGGGUAUUCCCUUUGCGGUGGAUCUACGCGUCUCAAAGAACAUACCGUUACGCAAAUUGCGUAUGCUCGACUGGGCUGGCGUUACCAUGCCCAUUUUUGGCUUUGGUGGUGUGCUCGUCGGUCUGUCAUGGGGCGGUACCUCUUAUCAAUGGUCAGAAUGGCAGACUGCCGUUCCACUUACUGUUGGGAGUGUUGUUCUGUUGAUUCUGGUAUUCUAUGAGUCGAAGUGGGCUUCACAUCCGCAGUUUGGGCGCAAAGUCUUUCGUUCGAAAAUGAUGACUAUGACGUACCUGGGAUGCUUCCUGCACGGCCUUGUGGCUCUUUGCCACAUCCAAUUCUUUACAUUGUACUUUAUUUCUACUCACUACAUGUCGGCGACGCUUUCAGGUAUGGCAUUACUCGCCUUAAUAGGGCUUGCCAUUGGACCUGUGGCCAUCGUUGGUGUGAUCCUCGCAAAAGAGGUUGAAUGCACUCAGUGGAUUAUCUCUGGGGGGUGGACAUUAACGACCCUUGCAAGCGGCUGUUCAAUCCUACUUGACAAUGAUACCCCGACCAUAGCGUGGGUCCUCUUGCUGUUCACGGCUGGAUUGGGCCAUGGUCUUCUGCUCUCGAGCUAUAAUGUUCGGGUCCAGAAUGCUCCGGUGGAUGAGGAUGCUCUGCUAUCAACAUACCCAACCACUAUGUCAUUUUAUGCGAGGGCCUGGGGGUGGGCAUUUUCCAUACCCGUUGGUGGCGCUGUGUUCUUGAACAUACUGGGUGAUGGCCUGCUAGAUGUUGCAGAGAGCAGAGCUCUCGUGAGCUCGGCAAACGGGUUCAUAAUUUUGAUGAAAGAUGUCAACCUGAGCGAUCAACAGCGAGAAGUUGUCACUGCUGUUUCCGUGGCUGCGUUCCGGGCAUUGUGGGAAGUCAUCACUGGAAUUUCAGUUCUUGGGGGUAUUUCAUCAGCUUUCCUGUGGCGAAAUAAUUGA